AUUACUUUCUUCUUUUAUUAAUUGCAUAUUUAGAUAUCAUGAUAUACUAAUGUAAGUAAUGGUAGAAUUGGGGAAAUGUUUGCAGUUAAACGGUUCCUGCACACGGGUUGACAAAUUGCUUUGACUCUGUUCUGUCAAUAUAAAGAUAAUGAAAUUUCCAUCUCUUUUCAUCACUGUAUUCUUUAUCGAUAACGAUUAAUAUUCAUAAUGGAUGGUAAAACAAUUGGUAUUCUUGGUGGUGGUCAAUUAGGCCGUAUGUUGGUGGAAGCUGCUCAUAGAUUAAAUAUUAAAACCAUUAUUCUCGAUGCCCCUAAUUCUCCAGCUAAACAAAUUAAUGCAUUAGAUUCUCAUAUCGAUGGUAGUUUUACUGAUUUGGAUUCAAUUACUAAAUUAGCUAAGAAAUGUGAUGUUUUAACUGUUGAAAUCGAACACGUUGACGUUGAAGCAUUGAAAACUGUAUCAUCACAAUUAAAUAUUCCAAUUUACCCAUUACCAGAAACAAUCAAAUUAAUUCAAGAUAAAUUUUUACAAAAAAAACACUUGAUAAGUCAUGAAGUACCAGUUGUUGAAAGUUAUUCAGUAGAAGAAAAUACAAAAGAAAACUUAUUACAAAUUGGUGAUAAAAUCGGUUUCCCAUUCAUGUUGAAAUCAAGAACUUUGGCUUAUGAUGGUAGAGGUAAUUUUGUAGUUAAAUCCCAAGAGUCAAUCGAUGAAGCUUUGAAAUUUUUAAGUAAUAGACCUUUAUACGCCGAAAAAUGGUGUCCCUUCACUAAAGAAUUGGCAGUUAUGGUUGUUCGUUCAAUUGAAGGGGAAGUUUUCUCUUAUCCAACUGUGGAAACUAUUCAUCAAAAUAAUAUUUGUCAUUUGGUUUUCGCCCCAGCUCAAAUUAACCCAAGUUUAAGUGAAAAAGCUUCGAUAAUGGCUAAAAAUGCAGUUAAAUCAUUCCCUGGUUGUGGUAUUUUUGGAGUUGAAAUGUUUUUAUUACCAAAUAAUGAAUUAUUGAUUAAUGAAAUUGCUCCAAGACCUCACAACUCUGGUCAUUAUACCAUUGAUGCUUGUGUUACUUCUCAAUUUGAAGCUCAUGUCAGAGCAGUGGUUGGUUUACCUUUACCAAAAAAUUUCACCUCCUUAAGUACUCCUUCAACAAAUGCAAUCAUGUUAAAUGUCUUGGGUGAUGUUAAAGAAACAAAUAAGGAAUUGGAAAUGUGUCGUAAAGCUUUAGAAACUCCUAACGCUUCAGUUUACUUAUAUGGUAAAAGUUCUAAACCAAGUAGAAAAAUGGGUCACAUUAAUAUAAUCUCUUCUUCAAUGGAUGUUGCUGAAGCAAAAUUAAAUUACAUAAUGGGGGAAACUUCCGGUGUCUCCUUACCCCUGGAAAUUAAAGAAAAACCUUUGGUUGGUAUAAUUAUGGGCUCGGAUUCAGAUUUACCAGUUAUGUCAGUUGGUGCUAAUAUCUUGAAAAAAUUUGGAGUUCCUUUUGAAGUCACAAUUGUAAGUGCCCAUCGUACUCCUCACCGUAUGUCCAAAUAUGCUAUUGAAGCUUCUGAAAGAGGUUUGAAGUGUAUCAUUGCCGGUGCUGGGGGUGCUGCCCAUUUACCUGGUAUGGUUGCCGCAAUGACUCCUUUACCAGUCAUUGGAGUUCCAGUUAAAGGCUCAAGCUUAGAUGGUGUAGACUCUUUACACUCCAUUGUUCAAAUGCCUAGAGGUAUCCCGGUUGCCACUGUUGCCAUCAAUAACAGUACCAAUGCUGCUUUGUUGGCUGUUAGAAUCUUGGGUGCAAUUGAUCAUAAAUGGUUAAAUGAAAUGAAUCAAUACAUGAUCAAUAUGGAAUCAGAAGUCUUAAACAAAGUCGAAAAACUAGAACUGGUUGGUUACGAAAACUAUUAAAAGUAUUUUAUCCAUCUCUGGAAUUUAUCCAUCUCUAGAUUUUAUCCAUCUGUGGAGUUUAUCCAUCUCUAGAAUUUAACAUCUCUAGAAUUUAACAUCUCUAGAAUUUAACAUCUCUAAAAUUUAUCCAUCUC
This is a messenger RNA of Hyphopichia burtonii NRRL Y-1933, 2021 nucleotides long. RefSeq names its product phosphoribosylaminoimidazole carboxylase (gene ADE2). Gene Ontology annotation, biological process: 'de novo' IMP biosynthetic process. Gene Ontology annotation, molecular function: phosphoribosylaminoimidazole carboxylase activity; metal ion binding; ATP binding. The record is from RefSeq and is a predicted model, not a curated record. The transcript has a single exon. The coding region runs from base 208 to 1887 and encodes 559 amino acids. NCBI's taxonomy places the organism in Eukaryota, Fungi, Ascomycota, Pichiomycetes, Serinales, Debaryomycetaceae.